GCGUGCUGUCAGGUGCGGAGAGAAGCCACUCGCCAAGCGUCUCCAACAACCCCCUUCAUCACCAGACAGUUUUGUUGUAGACACUUUUUCGAUCAUUUCCGGAUAAUGUUCUAGGAUUAACUACAUUUUAUCCCGUCCAAACACUGCUGUCAGCGAUAAACUGAAGUGAACUGUGUUCGUGUGGAGGCUGAUACAGUGGGAUUUCAAUGCACCAGUCCAGACCUAUUUAAAAUGUCCCUUUAAACAGGUAGCAGCUGCCUGAUCUCCCCGUUUGGACGUUCCCGAUCGAUGCCCUUGGCCCGCCCUCUCCCUCCGCCCUCGCCGCCAUCAUGAAAGGGCUGUCCAGCAGCCGCAGCCACCACCACGUGAUGGCCUGCGAGCCCUCGUACAACGACGUCAUGGGCUACCACGCCGAGCGCAGCAAGCCGUACCUCAUCAGCCAGGUGGAUGCGCCCCACCCGGCCGACCACCCCUACUACGCCCAGCGCAGCAUCACCUCCUCCCCUUACCAGCCCGACUGCGUGGUGCCUUACGGGACCUUCCCCCGCCGCCACUACAGCUCCCACCACGAGCUGAAGGACGAGUGCGCGGCGAUGGUCCCUUACACCGGGGGCGGCGGCGGCACGGCAGGGGGGUCGGUCAAGGGCAACCGGAUGCCCGUCAACCUGCUGGACCAGUUUGAGCGGCAGAUCCCGGUGGUGGCGUCGCGGGACGGCUACCACACGCUGCAGUACAAGCGCACGGCGGCGCUGGAGCAGCGCAGCGACAGCCCCGGCCGCAUCCGCCACCUGGUGCACUCGGUGCAGAAGCUCUUCACCAAGUCGCACUCGCUGGAGGGACCCCACCAGGUGCUGCACCACCACUCCAAGGGCAGUGUGAACGGAGGAGGCGGCGGCGGAGGAGGAGGAGGAGGAGGAGGAGGAGGAGGAGGAGGAGGAGGGAGCUGCAAGGUCAGCCCCGACAGCGAGACGCCCACGCUGCGCCAGCGCAAGCGCAGCAAGAGCCGGGAGCGCUGCAAGUCGGCCGAGCCCAAGAACCGCUCGCACGUCCCGGCCUCGGGCUACUGGAGCUCGGACGACAACCUGGAGCGGGACGUGUGCCUCUACCGCAGCCCCACGAUGCCCUCGACCGGCGUCAUGACCAUGGGCCGGCACCCGGACAAGUCGCAGUCGCAGUACUUCAUGGAGGCCUACAACACCAUCAGCGAGCACACGCUGAAGACGUCGCGCAGCAACAACGACGUGGGCAAGUGCUCGACGUGCGCCGGCAGCGGGCCGCUGGCCGUGGAGGCGGCCCAGCAGCUAUUGAAGAAGAGCUCGUGGUCGUCCUCUCUCACGGUGAGCAGAGCCCGCGAAGUCUACCAGAAGGCCUCGGUGGUAAAUGUAGAUAAGGCGCUAGUGAAAGCCGAGGCUUGUCAGCAGGAGCGCUCUUGCCAAUACCUGCAGGUGCCGCAGGAUGACUGGGGCGGGGGCCUCAUGCCGCUGGGCAAAGAGGACGACAUCCCGUGCCGACGCAUGCGCAGCGGCAGCUACGUCAAGGCCAUGGCGGAGGAGGACAGCGGCGACUCGGACGGCAGCCCCAAGCCCUCGCCCAAGAUGCAGGCGCGGAGGGCCAGCUACCUCAAAGCCACGCAGCCCUCACUGACCGAGAUGACCACUCUAAAGAUCUCCACCGAGCACUCGCCGAAGCUGCAGAUCCGAAGCCAUAGCUACCUGCGGGCGGUGAGUGAAGUUUCCAUCAAUAGGAGCCUGGACAGCCUGGAUCCCAAAGCCCUGCUCGCCUCACCCCAAUACCGCUCGCGAAACGAGAGCUACAUGAGGGCAAUGAGCACCAUCAGCCAGGUGAGCGAGGUGGAGGUGAACGGCCAGAUUGAGGCCGUGUGCGAGUCGGUGUUCAGCGAGAUGGAGUCGCAGGCGGUGAACGCGCUGGACCUGCCGGUGCCGGGCUGCUUCCGCAUGCGAAGCCACAGUUACGUGCGCGCCAUCGACCAGGGCUGCUCGCAGGACGACGAGGUGGGACCGCUGACCGCCUCGCCGCCGCGGACCACCACCACCGUCAGGACCAUCCAGAGUAGCACAGUGUCGUCCUGCAUCACCACCUACAAGAAGACGCCUCCGCCGGUGCCGCCGCGCACCACCACCACCACCACCACCUCCACCAAGCCGUUCAUCUCCAUCACGGCGCAGAGCAGCACCGAGUCGGCGCAGGACGCCUACAUGGAGGGCAGCGUGGGGCCGCGGGGCGGGGCGGGUGGCGGCGGCGGCGGCAGCGGCGACGGCCGGGUGCUGCACUCGGGCCUCAGCAACUCCACGGAGAGCAUCGACAGCAUGAAGGCGCUGACCGCCGCCAUCGAGGCCGCCAACGCCCAGAUCCACGGGCCGGCCAGCCAGCACGUCAGCAGCAGCGCCGUGGCCUUCACCCUGGCCGUCUCCAGCGCCUGCACCUCCGCCACCUCGUCCCACGCCGCCAUACCCGCCCUCACCAUCGGGACCGACGCCGGGCCCGCCAUCACGCUGGCCUCGCUGCCCCAGCUGCUGCCCACCGCGGAGGAGACGCGCCGCGAGGCCCUGCGCAGGAGCCGCUGCCUUUCUAUCGGCAUCCAGGUGGAUGGACCAGAGGACACUCUAGACUCAGAGGACCCGUCUAAAUUCCAGUCAGUGGGAAUUCAAGUGGAGGAGGAAAGAGGCUACCGACGUUUCAAGCGCUCCAACAGCGUGACGACGGCUGUGCAGGCAGACCUGGACACACAGGAGUACUCGGAGAGCCCCGGCGAUUCGCCCGAGACCGACCUGCCGUCGUCCUCGUCGGGCUGCAUGUCGCGGCAGUACUCGCGCGACGCCGCCACCUCCACCGUCAGCGUCCAGGGCUCGGGCAACCGCUACCACGCCUGCACCUCCGACGACUACGAGGACGUGGUGGGCUUCGACCCGUCCAUCCUGCCGCCGCCCGACCCGUGGAUCGACAGCGUGACGGACGACCCGCUGGAGGUGGUGGGCCGCUCGGUGUGCCAGCGCGACGGCCACUGGUUCCUCAAGCUGCUGCAGGCCGAGACGGAGCGCAUGGAGGGCUGGUGCCACCAGAUGGAGCAGGACGAGCGGGACAACGACCUGCCCGACGACAUCCUAGGGAAGAUCCGCAGUGCUGUGGGCAGUGCUCAGCUCCUCAUGUCUCAGAAAUUCCAGCAGUUCAGAGAGCUCUGUGAAGAGAACCUGAACCCCAACGCACAUCCCAGACCGGUGUCCCAGGACCUGGCUGGGUUCUGGGACAUGCUCCAGCUGUCGAUCGAGAACAUCAGCCUCAAGUUUGACGAGCUCCACCAGCUCAAAGCCAACAACUGGAGACCCCUGGACCCCCCUGAGCGCAAGGAGCGUAAGCUGCCUCCCCCAGUGCCAAAGAAACCCCCGAAAGGCCACCCGCCGCUGGCCAGAGACCGCUCUCUAGAGAGCACCGAGAAGCAGCGGCAGGAGGCGCGCAAGCGGCUGAUGGCGGCCAAGCGGGCCGCGUCUGUGCGGCAAAACUCGGCAACGGAGAGCGCAGACAGCAUUGAGAUCUAUAUCCCAGAGGCCCAAACCAGAUUAUAAACCUCUGUGACACACACAGACACACACACACACACACACACACACACACACACACACACACACACACUUGCUCUUUCACGUACUCACCACUUGCACAGAGGCCAACCACACUGGAGCCUAGGCCAGAUGAAAGAUUAGUUCCUCAGGCGUAGAGUGGACUGUAAGCCACAUGCACACACACACAAACUCCACUCAUCAAAGACUCUCUUACAUCAAACUUAUAUAAACGUGUAAUUUACAAAUACACUUCUCCGGCCGCCCAUAUCAUAUAGAUUUGUAUUCACACUGCCAAUGCCAGGCUGGGGAACUAGUUACAGCUCACACACACACACACACACACAGAGAGAGAUGCACACAAACAUGAAGACAUAUCCAAACACUUGAACUGACGGUCAUGGACACAUUUGUACCUUUUUUCUCUUGCUCAGACAUCCAUCUCAAACACACUGACGUAGAGACGUGUGCCUAGCACAAACACAUUCAGUGGGUAAGCAUAGGCACUGACACAACCCCCAGGCACAAACACUGACACACUUAACACUGAAGUGAAAGGGCAGGGUGCUUGUAAAAUAAUCUCUCUUAUAUGUUUCUUUUUUUUCUGUAGGGGUUGAGAGGAAUGCCACACAUUUAGUUCUUUGUCUCUUUCCUCCACUCCCCCAAACCUCUCUAUCUAUCUAUCUAUCUAUCUAUCUAUCUCUCUUUCUCUCCUAGCCACCAGAUUAUAUCCCGCUACCAAACUGUGUGAUGUAGGUUCUGUCCACUUUUUUUAAAAAAGAGACAAAAAAAAUACCUGACCCCUUCUCCUCAAAGGUUCUGCCAGUGCCACUGUCCUAUCUCAUUAGCUACAUCAGCAGUCUACCAUAGCCACCAUGCAGCAUUCAAACCCCUCCGCCUGGUCUUUGGCCUUCCUGUGGAACUCCUGAGCUGGUUGCACCCAUGAUUUUAUUCCCUCCAAAAAAACAAGGCCAAGGCGUCCCCAGAGGAACUGCUGAAAUGGAAUGUCAACACAAGACAAAAAAUGAGAAUGAACAUCAGACCACAUCUACUACUAAAGACACUAUAACAGCCUUUCCCUUCCGGUCGUGCUGGGCUGGGACUCAUCUGUGCAGUCGAGGCCAUGUUGUUGUUGUAUGGUGUGGAAUGGUGUAGUUGCCCCGAUUUAAGAUGGCUGCCUUUCGCACAAUGUUGGAUCCAUUUCAGAAACAUUUCACAGACUGAUUCACCAAAUGCCACUACUGCCCAUCUAAACCAAUUUGUCCUCCCUUCCUUUUUUUUUUUAUGUUGAAUUGUACCGUAAUUGGCAACAAAAAUGGUGAACACAGAACAGGGUAUAAAAUGCUUAAGCAAUAUUUGUUUGAAGUGCAAACUGACAAGCAACCAUGGUCCUGUGUGCACUGUAACAUUGUGGUUACGGAGAUCCUUUUGGCUGAGGUUUGGCUCCCAGAUGAUGAUAAGGAUGCCUUCACUAUUCUGUAGCUAACUCUGUUUCUAAAUAAUGCUGAUGCUUGCUAUAGUGAACGCGUGUCAAUGCUCUUACACUAGAGUCAAAAUGGAGCUUCUCUGUCCCAGAACCUCUCAUGUCAUUGGUGGGAUUACCCAGAAACACACAGUAUUCUUUCAUGUAUAUUUCAAUAAGCGACUUCCUGAUCUUUUUUUAGAGUGGGGGAUCUUAUGUGAAUUUGUAUGUGGACUCUCGGAGAGGCUCUUGCGAAACAAAACAAAACGAUACAUGACACUGGAGUAAGCAACAGGACUUCUAAAUGCAAGCUUUGCUUGAGUUUUUUCUUUUCUUUUCUACAUGAUCUAUUUCCAGUAGCAAGUUCAGUGGCUUACUGACAAUUCUCUCAAACUUUCUCUUGAACUCGGUUUGUCUUUCUGUCUUUAGUCGGGAAAGGCGUCUUGUUUGCAGGCAUUGUAAGCCCCCCCAGGUGUGGGCGUGUGUCUGAGAGGACCAUGUGACUCGCCCUGUCUAACCCUGUGGCCUGGUGGGCACAGAUCAGUUAAACUCUCAGGAAGAUGUGGGGAUAUGGUUGGUCCAGCAAAAUCAGGGUCUCCCUGUGGUGGUGUUCUCCCUCUUUGUGUGCGUGUGUGUGUGUGUGUGUGUGUGUG
Molecule: messenger RNA, 5690 nt
Organism: Clupea harengus (Atlantic herring)
Lineage: Eukaryota; Metazoa; Chordata; Actinopteri; Clupeiformes; Clupeidae
Gene: dlgap1a
Product: DLG associated protein 1a
Biological process (GO): signaling
Cellular component (GO): glutamatergic synapse; postsynaptic specialization
Molecular function (GO): molecular adaptor activity
Source: RefSeq, a predicted model, not a curated record